AUGUCUCACGAAGAUCUACAAGCCCCAAUCCCUAUAAAACGGAACAAAGUAAUGUCCCAUCUAAAUUUAAGAGAAUUGGCAAUUAAAAGAUUUAGUGAUGAACGACAAGCAAGGACACCAGGUGUCAGAUCACCGGAAAUACCCUCUUUGUUAAGUAGAAGUCCGUUAAGAGCCAGAUCGGCCACUCCUACAAGAUGGAAAUCACCUAGUGAAUUUAAAACAGAUAUGAUCCUUAAUGACAGAAUGAAACAUUAUGACUUAGAUUAUCCGGAGGAUGAAACAACUUAUAAGAAAGCUUUGUUUGAUCCCGAAUCAAGAUGGUUUAGUAGAAACGUUAAACCAAAAUUUAGACCCUCUGAAAACUUACCUUAUAAGAUUGAAACUCAUCAGGAACAAGCAAAAUAUUUAUGUCAUGUGCUUGUGAAUCUAUACAUUGCCAUCUCUUCAUUAGAUGUAGAAGGGUCGAUUUCAAUUUCUAAUAAGGAUCUUGGUGAAUUGAAAUCCCAAAUUGAUGAUUUAGCUUUGAAAACAGAUAUAUUCAGAAUUGCAAGAGAAGAUACUCCGGCAGGUUAUGAAAGUUUUGAUGAUGAAGAAUUAUAUAAUGAAAAUGAUUAUAUUAAUGCAAUGGGACCAGAUGCCCAUUCUAGAGGUAAAAUUACUACCAAAUCCUCCAGCAUUAUUAAUGUAAACCAUUGGACCAAUGAGUUACAAAAUUGUUUAAUUUUCGAUAUACCAUUAACUUUAAGAAAAUCCCUUGCCACAGUUUAUUAUUAUUUGGUCUUGGUUAAAGGACAGAAAGUUGCUAGAGACUUGCAUAUUCAAACAUUUGAAAUAUUAGUGGAUACUUUGGAUGAAGGUGAGGAUUUCACAGCUUUAUUGAAUAAAUCAGGUCUUGUGCUAGAUCAUAAACCUUUGUUCAAGUUUUUUUGCUCUUUCCUACCAUACCCUGACGCAGAUUAUACCCGAUAUGACUUAUCCUCGAAGGAUGAUUCAAAACUAUUUAAAUCGUUAUUGAGAUUAGCCAUUCAUUCAAGACCAUUCUUUGAUGAAAAUGAUGAAUCAAUAGUUAAAGAAUCAAUGGACAUUUUACUAUCCAGUUUUUCACCUGCUACUUUGUCAACAAUUCUACCUAUAAUGGCAGCAUAUAUACCGUGUCAUUAUCACAAAACCUCUAGUGUCAUUGAUUACUUCCCAUUUUGUUUUUCUCUAUGGACUUCUGUAAACGCUAAUGUUGUAGUAGAUACAAACCUAUUUGAUUUUGUGGGUCAUGUAGCUGAAGAUAUCCAUUCUAAAUUAUUGUUGAAGGGUGAUUCCUUUUUAAAUAAUACUGGAAUAAAAUUAGAUAAAUAUGGAAUUUUUACUGAUGAUCAAAUGACAUUUUUAUUUAAUAGAUUACAAGGUCAUUUAAGAACUAAUGCACAAGUAUUUUCUUAUUCAAAGAUGUUGAGACCAUUUAUUUACAGUAUUAUGAGUGAUAAAGAACAAAACCAUGCGUUUUUUGAUAAAUUGGGAUCAUUAAUGAGAUCCUUGGAAACAUAUAUUUAUCCAUCAAAUAUGGGUGUAUGGACUAAACCAAUUGCUAAAUUUAUUCAUACUUUUAUCAAGAUGUACCAUGCAAGAGUUCAAUUGGAAAAAAGAAGCGCAAUAGAAGAUUCUAGUUAUAGAUGUUUGACUGUAGAAUGUAAUUCAGAAAUUGUUGAUAUGUUCCUUAAUACUCUAAGAAUUGGUGCCCAAAACAAAAAUGUGGAUGUUGCAAACUAUUAUAUUUCUUGUUUUGCAUAUUUGCUAGAUUUAGAAUCUACUAACCGCCAUUUGAUAUUUGAUAGGGUUCUUGAAGAUAUGUACGAUGCUUUGUCAGGUGAAUAUAUCGAAGCGAAACAUAGAAUUUUCUCAGCUUUUAAGCAAUUCACUAGAGUGGUGAGAUUCAUGACCAUUGACAAGUUAUAUCGUGUCCAUAUUACCAAUAUUUUAACGAUGCUCAUUGAUAAGAUAGAUUCAAACGAUUUAAUUCUGACUGGAAGUAUAAUUAAUAUUGUGGUCUCCAUUGUAUCUUUUACCCCGUUCAAGUCACUUGUUGGUAAAAACGAGUAUUUGUCAUUCCAGUCAGAUACCAUUCCAUUUGUUCAACAACAUUAUAUGUAUUUCAAAGAAAACAGUAAAGAACCAUUUGAAUUUGAUAAUGAAUUACUAGAAAGAUCCUUUAGAGCUUCGACCACUGAAUUUAAAAAUAUUAUUUUGCAAUAUAUUGAUAAAUUGUACCAAUUAGUAGAUGACGAGUUAACUGAUAAUUUUGUGGUAAAAUUAAACCAGACAACUUUAAUGUUGAUAGAAGCCUUGGAUGAGCAACAUUUGGAUUAUUUUGCCGACAUUUUUGUUAAACAAUUUUGGGAUAAUGAAGCUUUUAAGGGCGAAUCACCAUAUUACGUGUUAAUUUCAACACCUAUGGCCUGUCUAGUUAGAAGAAAGCCAUCUUUGAUCAAUUCUGUUUUAGAAAUGUUGAUGAUAAAUAUGAAAGAACAAGUGGAAAGAGGUGGCGGUUCAGUUAGAGAUGCAACUUUACAAGGUAGAGACAUCAAACUUGCCUUAUACCUGAUUACAUUCAAUGAAGUUUUAAGAUUUAGUUAUGACGCUCUAAUUCCCUAUAAGACUGAAUUGCAAGAAUUUAUCAAAUACCUAAUAGAAAAUAUUUCAAAUCCAGUGUUGGAUUCACUCACAACUGUGUCCAUUCACAAUAUACUGAGUUCGUUGACCACUACAGAAAUAAUAGGUCAAGAGAUGUUUUCGGAACUUUGUUCAAUUCCUGAUGAAGAUAGGUGGGGUGGACUACAGUUUGAUUCUAGAAAAUUUGAUCCAGAAAAUUUGAACUUUAGAUGGCAUAUUCCUAGUAAAGCAGAAGUUGAAACGACAUUUGAAUUAUUCCAAUGGAGCACUGAUCUUGCUAUUGAAAAGAUUGAGGAAAUUUUAAGUAUCAGGCCAAUUACUACUAAGACAAAUGAUCAUUUGCAAAAAUACAUGUUGUUGUUGGGAUAUGGAUUAUCUGGGUCUAGUCUACUCUUUGAUUCAAAUUUUAACAAAAAUAUUCAUAGUUCUAAAGUAGGAGAUCAAUCAUCGUACAGAGAAAAAUUAUUGUUAUUAAAAUACGUGAGAGAGAAAAAGUAUGAUACCCAGGACCUAAAUAUUGAUAUUGAACAGAUAAAUUUGGGGAAGGAAGACGAAGAAUCAUCUUCUGAAUAUGGAGAUAAUAGUAGUGUUUCAGAUUCAAAAUCAGAUAUUGUUGUUGUAAAUGAUUAUAUUCCAGACGAAUUGUAUGCUAUUGAAGAUGGCAUGUCAGAGGUACCUUCUGCUAUCUGUACUCCAGUACCAGGACAAUCUGUCCCUAAUUCGUCUUUGAAUGGUGAUCUCUCGUUUAGGGACUUGGAUAUUUACAAGUGCAAUUAUUAUUUUGGCUCUACUGUGGAGGAGAAUUUUGAAAAUCCCUUAUACUUUGAGUUUCACAAGGUUAGAUCAAAAAUUGGUCUAUUUUAUCACAAACUUUAUGGACAGUUCAACCAGAAUUAUGAAAAUAGUACAACUAUACACGAAGUGCUAUUACAUGGUAUGAGUACAUGGUUUAUGGAUCUCGGUCAUGGAAGCUUUUACAGUGAUACUGCCUCUACUAUGAUUGAUGUCGAAUUUAUUGAAAAUUUGCAAUCUCUCUCCCACUUGGACCAACUUUAUACAAGAGUAUGUCUCUCUUCGAAAGUGAACGGAUAUCACCAAGAUCGCGUUAUCAUGCAUAGUACUAAUAGGUACCCAUCUAAAUUAGAAGUUCAACUUCUGAGAGAUUUAGUAAAUCUAUCUAUGUCGGCGUAUCCAGAUAUUCAAAGAGGUGCGCAGGGUUGUUUGGUAGAAUGUAUGAAACAAUUAAUUGGUUCAUACUCUAUUGUUUCUAAACAAGUAACAGAAGCCUUAAAGGAAUCUCUAGAGAAUCAUUCCAAUAAAAAAGUGGAUGCAUGCUUAAAGGUUUGUCGUUCGAAAAAAAUUCUUUCAAAAAUGAUAAAGGAUUAUAAGUCACUUGGUCCCUUUAUCUCUUUAGUGUUAGACUGUUGUAAUAUAAGUGAAUUUGAUAUAGAUGUGCAUGCAGAUAUCAUUCUGACAGAUAUUAUGCUUGGUAUCAAAAUACCUCCUAGUGUAUGUCUAUAUGAUGAACGAAUGUACAAGGCCAUCGCGCCACCAGAUUCAUCCAUAAACCUUCAAGUAGAAGCUGUGAAGAAGGCCAAAGAAAACAAAAGAAAACUUUAUUUGGAGCAACUUACAGAGUUAAAUUCAAAUAUUGUAAAAUGUUUAGAUGGUAGUCAAUUCGGUUGGAGAACACAGGUAUUCCUUAUCAGGUUUAUUACUAAGAUUCAGUCUGAUUUGGAAAUGCCAACUGAUGCAGAAAGUUUGAAGACAAUAUUUGUUCAAAGUUAUUCAAAUCAUCCAAAAUUGAUACAUUUGGUAUUAAAGUCUCUGUUGUCAAUUAGUAAUAAGAUUCUGGCACUUUCUGAUUAUAAUCAUACUAUCGUGAAUUCUAUAGAUGAUUCAUUUGACCCUGAAACAGUUAAAGAUAUUUCUACUGAAGGGGAUGAUUUUAAAAAUAAAUUUUUAGUGGAAAUGAACAAUUUUUCUGAUCCACAAUUUUUUAUUGACACAAAAGCAUAUCAAGGAUGGUUAUGUUGGGGUAAAAAUAUGAAAGUGAUUACAUCCCACAAAUUUGAAAUAAAUCUAACCCAAGAAGAGGAAGAUGUAUUUAGAACAUUUGGAUCAUUGAUUACAAGGGAAUAUCUCGACACUAUGAUAACUGCUUUAAUUAAAGAUAAUGAGACAAGAGUAGUCUUUAGCAGUAGUGAAGUUUCUUAUUUUGUGGUGGUAAUUAUUCUGAUUUCAAAGGGUUUCACAUCUUUGACGUUCAAUAACCUAUGUGAAAUGUGUGAAUCGUUUUAUGUGGUUACGGAUAAAGCUUCAAUGAUCAUAUCUGUUGAAAUUAUAGGUGCAAUGAUGUACUCUACCAAAUACAUUACAAAGGAUAAAAUUAAAACCCAAGAGAUCUUUUUAGAAAAAUUCAUAUCCAAAUGUAUUAAUGAAGAACUAAAUCAAGAUGCAUUUGAUAUUUGGAGUACGCUUUGUUGGUGGUUGCCAUGCGUUAUUGAUGUUAGAAGAUGUCAACCAUUUGUGAAACAUUUUGCGACACUUGGUGGAUGGCUGGAUGCUACUUCUGAUAGAGUAAAUGACCAAUGUUCUAGAUUAAUGAUGUUAAGGAACGUAUUGACAAGUUUGGAGUAUAGAUCCUUUGAGAUUCAACCAAUUUUGGAUGGAUUGAUCUUUGACCAUCCUUAUGUUAAAGUUCGUGAAGCAACUGCCCGUCUUUUUACUACAUUGAUCCAGAAUGAUUGUUACCCUUCUAUGAAAGAUUCUGGGACUUUAUUAUCGGCCAAUAGUUCUGAAGGCAGUUUAGGACUUCCAUUAAAACAAAUAUCUGAGAGGAUGGAUAAAGUCAUAAAGUCAACUUUUGCAACUAUUGCUCAAGAUUAUACCAAAGUUAUUUCUUUGAGUCCUCAAGAUAUAAUAAAGACAAAAUACUUUUAUUUAUCGUCUUUCAUGUUUUACUGGAUAAGGGAAAUGGUCAAAGGGCCUAACAGGAUUUUAUUGAUUCCAUACGUAACAGAAUAUGUGAUCCCUUUUUUGAGAGUAUUACUAACUCAAAAAGAUGUUUGUAAACUUGGGGGUAUUGACCCAGGUAGAGUAAUUCUAAAUCUAGGCUCCAUGGCUAUUAGAAAAAGUUACAUCAAAGACUUGAUUGGUUUGUUAAGUAACUCCAAUGCCUCACAAAUUUUACAGGCAUCAUCAACCUCAUCUUACCAAAUAAGGGUUCAAUUAAUCUUCCUUGAAUUUUUACUUUCGAACCUUUUAUUGCAGUUGACUGAAGAUGAUAAGAAUCAUAUCUAUGAUUUCAUUAUACACCAGUUGCAUAAUCCUACAUAUAUGGAAGUGAGGGUACAAGCAGCCGCAGUACUAUCAGAUAUUGUCCAUAACAUGGGUGCAACGGAAAGAGUUCAGACUAUGUGCAAGACGUUCGAUAAAGUGUUACAAAAGUAUACUUGGCAGGAAAAGAAGACAUUAUCGAAGACUGAUAUUGAGGCACAUGCUAGUUUAUUGGGUUUAGGUGCCAUCAUCAAUGCAUUCCCAUAUGUGUUCCCAUUACCGUCAUGGAUUCCGACUCAAUUGGCUAUAGUGUCAACAUGGGCCCGGACUAAUGGGAUGUGUGGUACGGCGGCCAAGGAUACAAUUAACAAAUUUAAGAAAGUUAGAGCCGACACUUGGAAAUUUGAUAGGGCUUCCUUUACUUCGGAUGAAUUAGAGGAUCUAGAAGGUGUUCUAUGGCGUAGUUACUAUGCAUGA
Messenger RNA from Maudiozyma barnettii, 6417 nucleotides. RefSeq names its product Blm10p (gene BLM10). Lineage: Eukaryota; Fungi; Ascomycota; Saccharomycetes; Saccharomycetales; Saccharomycetaceae. The record is from RefSeq and is a predicted model, not a curated record. Bases 1 to 6417 code for a protein of 2138 amino acids. Gene Ontology annotation, molecular function: peptidase activator activity; proteasome binding. Gene Ontology annotation, biological process: proteasomal ubiquitin-independent protein catabolic process. The transcript has a single exon. Gene Ontology annotation, cellular component: nucleus; cytosol.